Patella vulgata (common limpet) is the source of this 3388-nucleotide messenger RNA. RefSeq lists its product as uncharacterized. The coding region runs from base 207 to 2621 and encodes 804 amino acids. Lineage: Eukaryota; Metazoa; Mollusca; Gastropoda; Patellidae. The record is from RefSeq and is a predicted model, not a curated record. Gene Ontology annotation, cellular component: membrane. Gene Ontology annotation, molecular function: G protein-coupled receptor activity. The transcript has 21 exons.
AUACUGGAGACGCGUCUGUAAUAUGUAAUGAAACUUCCAAAACUACCACUAGUCCGUUAGCAACUACCAAGACUCUAGAAUCAUCUGCACAAUCUUCUACCAUUUCCCAAGAAAUACCAGUAGGCUCUCCACCAAAUUGCAAACCAGGGGUUCAUGAAUUUGAAUUUUAUAUAAAAGCUGGCAACCUAUCCUUGGACAAUCUGUGUAUGGACAUUGGUUCAUUUGAUAGCAGUUCACUGUGUUCUGACGACGACGAUGCUUUGAUAUUUAGCAUCAAUGAGGAUCCAUUUGGUUUCUUUAAAUUGUUUAAACUCUUAAGGAAUAAACAAAUACUGAAGCCAUGUUUGCGCCUUACAGCGCUAUACCAGAUACAAGAAGCCAAAGCACCGCUUACCAUAAUAGCAAAGGAAGAUUCUUCACAGGGUAGAACAGCAAUCCUAAACAUAUUGAUAACAUUUAAUCGGCCACCAACAGUUGCACAUAGAAUUAUUAACUGGAUUGUAAAUAUUGCUGAACUUGGCGCACUCGAUGUCAUAAAGCAAUCACAAGCACAGGAUUCUGGUAGUAUAACACUCACUUCUGUUAAUUACCAAGAGAAUAGUUUGGUUUCUGCAACCAUCAACAAAAAUAAGCUGCAUCUGCACCAUAGGAAAAUUAGCACUAACUAUGAUAUGCAAAGAAUAAAAUUGCAAGUCAAAAUGUCAGAUGAUGGUAAACCAAGUUUAUCAACAAAUGUAACAGUACAGAUAGUUAUAGUAAGGUUAGAAUGCACUUCAACUAACAAGAUAGCGGUAAAUAUCGGAGAACUUCAGAGUGUUAAAACUCUUCCAAUUGGCCAGAUUAAUUGUGCAGUUUCUAGAGGAUAUUCAGUCCGUUAUGAUGUCAUACACACAGCACUGCAACAAGGACUUGAAUUGAGCUUUCAUGAUGGUAUAGUGAGUAUAAUUCAAGAUGGCGUCACCACGAGUGUGGCUAAAAAAGAAGUCAUCGUUGUUAAUGUGAUAAUGGUUCAGUUCCCGUCUAUACAUGUCAAUGUUAAGUUUCAAUUAGAAUUUGCUUUUUAUGGACUAAUGUGGUUCCAAUCUACGUACAUAUCUUGGACAAGAGAACUAACAGAUAAUUCAACCAUGGAAUACAGAAACCAAGUAAAGAAUGUUACAGACAUGAUAAGUAAAGUUGUAGAUAAAUCAGUUAGCGUGCAUAUAAUACAGUUCAGGCAAGAUUCUUGGGUAGAUGUUCACCUCAUAUGUUCUAACCAAGCCGUUUGUAAAAAGACCGAAUCGUUACUUCUGCACCCUGCUAGUUUUAGUGAUUCUGGGAUUCUCCGUGGGCGAGUCCAUUUUAAUAACAGAAGUAGUCAUAUAUUUGUUCCAACUCUCAAAAUACUGAACAAGGCAAAACACAUCCUGGGUGGCGAUACUGUUAUCAUCUUCUGUGAGGCUGAUGUUAUAAAGCCAGUUGGUUCGGUUUCUGUGGAAUGGACAUUAGAUGGUGCCGUUGUUCGACCUUUGUUGUCAUCAAGAUUCCAAAUCUCGACCGGAUUGGAGUUCCCAUGGCGAUUACAGUCUAAUUUAACAAUUACAAAUAUUAAAAUGAUAGACCAAGGUACAGUACAAUGUCAUAUUAGUGACCUAAGUCGUUAUGGAAGAAAAAUUGGGAGUAUUCCUUUGGCAAUUAUUUCUCCCCCAACUGUCGGUGUUCCAAAAACCCAGUAUGUCAGAUGUGGUAUAAGCAUCAACUUAAUGUGUGAAGUUUUAAAACCAGUCGGUGUAUAUACAACUUUGAUGUGGGUAAAGGAUGGAAUUAAUAUACAAAAUGGUUCUGAAUUGAACAGGGUUGUGGCCAGGGAUACCAAUUUAACAUGUAUUGGAUUAAACAUAGCCGGUCGGGGUAAAGGCAACACAACCAAGAUAAUCAUCAUUAAAGGACCGCUAACCUGUCCACGUGAUACUGAUGAAAGAGGAACACAUUGGCCGGAAGCGUCACAAGAUGCCACAGCUGAACAGUCUUGCCCAUUGGGAUACGCAGGUAGUGUAUCUAGAUAUUGUAAUAGCGAUGGGAAGUGGUUGACGGAAGAUUACAGUUCGUGUAUUCAAGCAUCAUUGACAACCAUCAUGAAUCAGAUUGAACAGGUAAAAGCCGGAAUUGUUGUUUCCGAACCCGAUAAGUUGCUAGCCAAUCUGACCAAAAUAACCAAACAAUCUAAAUUAGAGAAGGGCGAAAUUCUUCAUAUGAUAAGUGCUAUGAAAACCCUGACACAAAUUACAAAUGAAACAACCCAAAACUUGCCCUCAGCCCAGAAUAAAACUAAACAUUUUGCUAAGGAAUCAGUAAUACUGGUCAGCGCAUUAUUUGACUCUGAGCAAUCUGAAAAUAUGAAGACACUUGAAUACGAGAAUAGCAGUAUAAUCAAAGAUUUAAUGGAAACGAUGGACAAAGUGAGUAAACUAGUUGGGGAAAAUCUACCGGAUGGAAAUUCUGAGACAUUUCAAUCCGAAAAUAUUGGGUUUGUCUCUUUUCAUCUUUCACUGUGGCCUGAACAAAAAGGUGAGAGAGGGCUUUGUCAUACAUCAUCGACUUCUUUCAGGACCGUCAAGUUCAAGUUCCAGGUGAAUGUCUGAAAAUCAUAGGCGUCUUUGCAGGAAGUGACGUAACGGAAAAAACUGAAACGAAUUCUGGUGCUCCUAAAUAUGGUGAAACAUUUGCGGAUUAAACACUGGACAAUGAUGAUCUUUCAUAUGCCGUCGUCAUUGAAAUGUAAAUUGGUAUAACCCAAGAAGAAGGGAUGGCCAACUUUUGAUAAAAAUACCUUAUUGUAUUCCGAACUGCUCUUCAACAGACUUGUAAUGAGGCUUGAUAUUGAUUUUAUUGAUGAUUAAUUGCAUGACAUUUUGUUUUUAUUAUUUAAUUGUUCCUAGAAGCACCCGCAAUGCCUCUAUAAAGAAUGUAUAAUCCCAUUUAAUUUGAUAUUAUUAGUGUUAUAUAUUUAAGAUAAGCGUUCAAUUUGCUGAAUAUUAUUGAUAUUUUUUUAAUCGCCUUUGACCAAGUUAAUUUGAAAUGAUUUUAUUUAUAUCUAAUAUUGUUAUAUUUUACCUUAUAUUAUAAUGCUUUUGAUCAACACAGUGCUUAGGAAAUACUGAUCUACUGCACCUAAAUAAUCAAGCUGAUCACCAGUGAAUAUUCGCUAGGCCGCUACAAUCACUGAUAAGGAUGACAUCGAUGCGACUUAAUGAGCCACAAAUAUUAACUUUUUUCUUCCGACAAAUUAAAUUCUAAAACAUUUUUUUAUGUAUUAGGAAAAUAAAUAAAGACGUUUGAAGUAUUUGGAGGGUGGGACGAUUUACCCAAUACUACCCAAUACCAGCCCAAUACCACCUCAAUAUCACCA